This is a messenger RNA of Magallana angulata, 891 nucleotides long. RefSeq lists its product as uncharacterized. Lineage: Eukaryota; Metazoa; Mollusca; Bivalvia; Ostreida; Ostreidae. The record is from RefSeq and is a predicted model, not a curated record. The transcript has 2 exons. The coding region runs from base 16 to 834 and encodes 272 amino acids. Gene Ontology annotation, molecular function: protein binding.
UUUAGUCUAUACAGUAUGGCUUUGACCACACUUACUCUAGUAUUUGCUGCAUUAUGUUUAUCUCAAAGCAUGGCAGAUGAGAUCAAGUCUCUGAAAGAGGAAAUCGCAGUCAUCAAACAUUUGCUUAAGGACCAAAACGAGAGGAUGACGAAACUGGAAAUGGAGAACAAUAACCUCAAGACCGCUCUCUCCCAGGUGGAGAAUGACAGUUUACUUUUGAAGGAAAGAUUGGUGGAUAUUUCAAAUGAAAACAGAGUUUUAAAGCACGAAGUAACCGAUAUUAGAAAACAAAUGACAACAAUACUUAAAGAUUUAAAUCUUGCAACUCUGGAUAAGCAGGAAGAAAUCGGUGAUGCCUUUAGAGAAACUGCUGUACAUCGGCGACUCCUUCUCCCUGACGCUGGGUCCCCAUCCACCACGCCCCUACCCGUGGAGCCAGUGGCCUUCUACGCUUACAUGUCAAAAUCCGAGCCCACCCCAAGCAAUCAUCAUUCGCUCAUCUUUGACGUAUUGAAAACAAACCUUGGGAAUGGCUACAACAAAUUCAGUGGAACAUUCGUUGCUCCAUUUGCAGGGGCAUAUGUGUUCACCUGGACCAUCAACACAAAUCCCCAUGGGGCUCAUUUUAUCAACUUGAUGGUCAACAAUGCUAUUGUUGGGGGGACACUUACUGACACACAAGAAGCAAACGACUAUGACUCCGAUUCUAACACAGCAGUGGUUGUCCUAAGUCAGGGCGACAGUGUCAGCCUGCGAACAACAAGUGCCAGUGACAGAGCUCAAAUUUAUGCAGACGUGCAUGCAUUUACUAGUUUUUCCGGAUGGCGCCUUUAGUGGUAUUGUCCAUUUUAUGCAGAACAGGUUUCCAAAUUAAAGUCUACUAAAUAUGAA